AACAAAAAUGGCGAGGGGCUGCGAUGGAGCCGGGCUGCCUGUGAAGCGGCAUUGACCCCUCCCCCGCCACCUUUCCUCUGCCGCGCCGCGGGGAUCCGUGCUCGGAGGGGUCCCGCUGCACACCGAGGGCCCGGCUGCAACGGUGCGCCACGGAGAGGCUCCUGAGCUGGCCGAUUUCCCUUGUAUGAGGCGGUUGGCACCACUGGAGAGACCGAAUGAGAGACUCUACAGCAGUGGGUAAUUCACUGGUCCAUAAGCGGUCUCCUUUACGCCGAAGCCAUAAAACCUCAGCAUCUCUGACCAAGCUGUCAUUACGUGAUGGACAGAAAACCCAAAAGCCACUGUGUAAAUUUGAAGAAGGUCAGGAUGUCCUAGCUAGAUGGUCAGAUGGCUUGUUUUAUCUUGGAACUAUCAAAAAGAUAAACAAACUGAAACAGAACUGCUUCAUUAUAUUUGAAGACAGCUCCAAAUCCUGGGUUCUCUGGAAGGACAUACAAACAGGAGCCUCUGAAAGUGGGGAAAUGGUCUGUACAAUAUGUCAGGAAGAGUAUUCAGAAGCACCAAAUGAAAUGGUUAUAUGUGAUAAAUGUGGGCAAGGAUAUCAUCAGUUGUGUCACACACCAAAUAUUGAUUCCAGCGUGAUUGAUUCAGAUGAUAAAUGGCUCUGUCGACAGUGUGUUUUUGCAACAACAACAAAGAGAGGUGGUGCGCUUAAGAAAGGACCAAAUGCCAAAGCACUGCAAGUCAUGAAACAAACAUUACCAUAUAAUGCAACAGACCUUGAGUGGGACGCGGGGCAUAAAACCAAUGUCCAGCAGUGUUACUGCUAUUGUGGAGGACCUGGAGACUGGUACCUAAAGAUGUUGCAGUGCUGCAAAUGUAAGCAGUGGUUUCAUGAGGCAUGUGUGCAGUGCCUCCAAAAGCCAAUGCUUUUUGGCGACAGAUACCCACCACCCAGAGACAUGUACAUAUAUGUAUAUGUUUUCAGGUUUUAUACGUUCAUUUGCUCAGUUUGCAGUUCUGGACCAGAAUACCUCAAACGUUUACCCUUGAGAUGGGUAGAUAUAGCACAUCUAUGCCUUUACAACCUAAGUGUUAUUCAUAAGAAGAAAUACUUUGAUUCAGAGCUUGAACUCAUGGCCUACAUUAAUGAAAACUGGGAUAGAUUGCAUCCUGGUGAGCUGGCAGAUACCCCAAAAUCUGAAAGAUAUGAGCACGUACUGGAGGCAUUAAAUGAUUACAAGACUAUGUUUAUGUCUGGAAAGGAAAUAAAGAAAAAGAAGCAUUUGUUUGGCUUGAGAAUUCGUGUUCCUCCUGUGCCACCGAAUGCUGCUUUAAAGGCUGAGAAAGAACCAGAAGGAACUUCUCAUGAGUUCAAAAUUAAAGGCAGAAAAUCAUCUAAGCCAUCAAUUCCUGAUGUGAGGGAAUUAAGUAAUGGUAUAGAAAGAAAGGGGAAAAAAAAAUCAGUAGGUCGUCCACCCGGUCCCUACACAAGAAAAAUGAUUCACAAAACUCCAGAGUCGUCUCCUCUGGAUAAUGAACCACUUCCAGUAAUGGAGAACUCAGCCUUGGAAUUACCCUGCAGUGUUGGGAAAUCUGAUGGAACUGCACAUUCAUCCAAUACCUCAGAUGUGGAAUCCACAGGUGCUGCCAGUAUGAAAGAAACUACCUCAUCUAGUAUUUCCAGACAUUAUAGUUUAUCUGAUUCGAGAAAAAGGACUCGUACAGGAAGAACUUGGCCUGCUGCAAUACCACACUUGAGGAGAAGAGGUCGCUUUCCACGAAAAGCACUCCAAACUCAAAAUUCAGAAAUUGUCAAAGAUGAUGAGAGCAAGGAAGAUUACCAGUAUGAUGAACUCAAUACAGAGAUACUUAACAACUUAGCAGAUCAGGAGUUACAGCUUAAUCACCUGAAGAACUCGAUUACUAGCUAUUUUGGUGCAGCAGGUAGAAUAGCUUGUGGGGAAAAAUACCGUGUUUUGGCUCGUCGGGUGACACUUGAUGGAAAGGUGCAGUAUCUGGUGGAGUGGGAAGGAGCAACUGCAUCCUGACUGUAGGACUGAACAUUAUGUUCACUGCACUGUCAUCUGUAAGUACAGUUCAUAAUGCAGAGCCACAAGAGAAAGCUAUCUUUAACUGUGUUUCUAAAAACAAAACCAGUUUAGCCUUAACGUGUAAUUGUUACCAUUACAACUCUUGUUAUAAAGACUUAUCUUUUUAAAAUCUGAUCUGAAACUUAAAUUUUUAAUCUGAACACUGUUAGAUGGUUUUAGGUUGGGUUAUUUGGGGUUACAAUUGCUUAAAAAUGUGCAUGGUGUUUUUAAAGAAAAAAAACAAAAAACAUUUUUCUAGAGAACAUUCCAUGGAUACAGUUAUUGUGAUUUAGAGAAAAUACUAUGUAGAUAGCACAAAUCUUUGAAAACUUUGUUUUGUUUUCUUACCCAAAUGUUUGCAGAAAUGUAUUUCUAUUUCAAUACUUUCUAGAUUUCGUAAGUGCAGUGUAUAUAAUGCCCACUGAAGACUGUAAAAUACUGAAGUUUUCCUUCAAACAAAAUGUAAAAGAAAAAAAAAAAGACAAAAUAUAUUGAGUCUGUAAAUUGCUCUGUGACCAGACUUCGUUGUCGUCUUAAUAUAUUCUUUGUGUGUGUGCAUGUGUGUGCAUAUAUACAUGUGGUGUAUUUAUGCACACACGUACUUGUGCGUGUAUAUAUGUGUGUGAUUGUGACCUAUGCAAUACAAAUUAUGGGAUUGGGCAGUUUGAGAGUACAUCCCAUAAUUCUUUAUUUCAGGAAUAGUUGCCAGUAUUUACACAACAGCAUUUCUUCUCAGGCUUAUUGGAUGCUGUUGCUUUCUACAUAUACUAAAGAGAAGUGUCAAAUCAGUGCAGCAUGUUCUGGCAAUGGGUGCAGUCAUUGACGUUCAUAAGUUCUGGGUAAUAUAUUCUGUUAUUUUCCAUGUGCAUUAACUGUUACAAAACAAUGAAGAAUCCAAACAUUUUGAAAUUAACUCUACUAGAAAGAACAGUUUAAAAGUUACUGUGGCACUCUGUAAAGUUUGUCCAAGUUAUAAACUAAGCUGAACAGGAUACACACAAGAUUCCUACGUCUCUGUUUAAUGAAUAUAGUAUGAACAAAGUGUGUUAUUGCACAGGGUCAACAAACAGUUUGUUGCCAUUUGAAGUAACUUUACUGAUUUUAUUGCAACAUUACCUCUUUUGUUUUUAUAAAAUGUUUCUAAGUUUGUAAGUUUCUUUCGUUUAAAAAAAAGGUUAAAAAAAAUCUCUUGCCAGUAUUAGGUGUUUUUUUUUUGUCUGCUACUUUUGAGGGAGUUUUAGCCAAAGAGUAAACAGAAGAAUAUUUUUGCUUUGGUGGUUAUUCGCUGUACUGCAUAGAGUAAUUUUCUUUACAUGCUUACAGGUUACCACAGAAUUGAAAUUUAUGUAACACUUGAAAAUGACCAAGUGGUUUGAAGUGUACUGCCUGAGUUAGUACUUGAUUCCAUUAUAUGAUUAUUUGACUUUUUCUGUUCAUCUUGAAAAGAUGAAUUUUUAUUCUUUUAACUCCUGUCACCUUAUAGCCAAAGGAAGCAGAGAGCUAUUUAUCCUUGCUUGGCUUAUGGCUAGCUGGGUAAUAUUAGCUUUAUAAAACUGCUAAUUGUAACUGCCACUUCUGUUUACCUUCACUAAAAUGUGUGAGAUUUUUUCCCUCACACCCUCAGCUAUUAAUUUAAUGUUGCCUUGCCUAUAGCUGCAAUAUUUUGAUAACACAGCAAAUUCAUGUUAAUUUUUGAAUGUUUAUAUCUUGGGAUAAUGCAAAAUGUAAAAGCCUUUGUAACCUUACUCACACCAUCUGUAUCUGUCUUUAUUGUUUCACUUUAUCCAAAUCCUUUAAUUCUAACUGAACACCAGCAGUAUUUUUCAUAUCAAAUUUCAUUUUAAGAUAAAUAUUGGAAUGUACUUGGGGACUUUAGUGUGGCACGGAAAUAUUUGUCAAAUUUAAUCUGUCCAUAGACAUAACUAUUGUGAAUGUUGUUUCAUUUUAUUAUGGUGGUUGACUUGACUCUGAUGUUCAGUUUGUAUUUUUGGAAUUGCUUUUUUCUUAGAAUUAAAAGACCAACAUUAAAUGUGUGUAUUUUUUGAGAGAGAAGAAUGAGUUUUGAUUCUAUGUUCUUGUGAAGUAUCUACUUGAUAAUUUUCUCCCAUGCCUUGUUUCUCUGUAACUUGUCUGUUAACUGUCCUGGAGACACUUGCUCUGUGCAUAAGACACCAACAAGUGUUCCAGCUGUGCUUGAGGGAUGUUUUUGUUUCAAGAUGUUGUGUACUGGUAAAUAAUGCAAUAGGGCUGCUGAAGGUACAGCUGGAGUAGUAACUGAAGCACACCUAAAAAUGCCUUUCUCUCACUUGUUUAUGAAUUGCAUUGUAUGUAGUAAUGAAGCAUCUAAAGGAAAAAAUCAAUUGUUGCUGUACCUAAUUAUUUAGUCUUGGUGUGGCUUGAUCAUUGUACGUAUGCAUGUGUGUGUAAAUACAUGUAAUUCAACAUUGUGGUCACUGAUUUAGACCCAUUUCUAUAUGUAUCAGAUUUAAUAUUUUUCCAUUAUAUAUUUGUAUGACAGUAGUAUUUGAGUAGAUGAAGUCUCUCUUGAGAUCACUCUAAAAAUUAAUGUUCACCACAUCAACAAGACAGCAAAGAAAUAAUGGCAUGUGUCUGAUCAGAAUUAUGAAGUAAUCUUCCUAGCAAACUACUUGUCAAAUAAGUGUUUUCAACAGAAACUUAAAGAGGAAUUAUGAAUAAAACCUGUGCUUUCUCAUGCGUAACAAACAGUGAGGCAUUUUGAGUGAGAUUGCAAAUGAGUUCUGCAAAAAUUGCUCAGUGUGAGCUAAAGUGAAAGGCAAUAUUUUGAUUUAACAUUAAGACAAAAAUAGAUCAAAAAGGAUUUGAAGGUGAAGAUGUGCAGUCACUUUUCUAGGAUUGGGGUGGGAGAAUAAGUGGAUGAAAAAAAAAGUUCAUACAUUUUGAACAGUUUACUAAAGCAAUUUUUAGUGUUAUGUUUUAAAAGGAAAUUGGUGAAUUGAGAUGGAACAUCCCAAAGCUGGAGACUGAGCAGUAGUCAGAACACAGUGAUAAGGAUGAACUGGACAGGAGCAUCAGCUGUGAGCAGAGGGAAGAGGAUUAAUUCUGCAAAUGAAUGCAGGUAAUACUUUCAGGCUUUAAAUCAUGUUAAUUCUCCAGUUCCUUUGCAUCUGCCUGAAUGAAAAGUUAUGCUGUAGGCAGGGUACAAUGGCAGAAAAAUGUUUUCUAGAAUUGGGUAAGUUUAGAACAGUGAGUUGUUGCCUCAGUGCAGAACUGAAGCUGAUGGCUAAACAUCUGUGUCACAUCCCGUUGAGAUCCUAGUCUGGUCAGAAUUUGAAGAAAAUAAUCUGAGUUGUCAAAGUUAGUAGAUACAUUUCUUACUGUAAGUUUGAUCAUCUACAGGUGAGGUAUUGCAAAGACUGCUUUGGUAGCCCCCGAGGAAAGUUGAAAGGGGAACGACCAUCUACAGACUAUAGUAGAGGACAGAAGUGGGGGGCAUAAGACCAAUACACGUAGAAAUUGUGCAUAGUCUGAGAAUUCCAUGCUUUUGCUGAUUUUUCACUUCUGUGGUUCAGCAACAAUAAAACAAUUUUGUUUCUAAUGACA
Pogoniulus pusillus (Red-fronted tinkerbird) is the source of this 5675-nucleotide messenger RNA. RefSeq names its product metal response element binding transcription factor 2 (gene MTF2). Gene Ontology annotation, molecular function: chromatin binding; DNA binding. The transcript is spliced from 15 exons. Gene Ontology annotation, cellular component: nucleus. Lineage: Eukaryota; Metazoa; Chordata; Aves; Piciformes; Lybiidae. Gene Ontology annotation, biological process: chromatin organization; regulation of DNA-templated transcription. The record is from RefSeq and is a predicted model, not a curated record. The coding region runs from base 216 to 2051 and encodes 611 amino acids.